Gadus morhua (Atlantic cod) is the source of this 3009-nucleotide messenger RNA. Its product is annotated as B-cell scaffold protein with ankyrin repeats. Bases 1 to 2553 code for a protein of 850 amino acids. Gene Ontology annotation, molecular function: protein tyrosine kinase binding; signaling receptor binding. The record is from RefSeq and is a predicted model, not a curated record. Gene Ontology annotation, biological process: B cell activation; negative regulation of B cell activation; negative regulation of phosphatidylinositol 3-kinase/protein kinase B signal transduction. The transcript has 16 exons. NCBI's taxonomy places the organism in Eukaryota, Metazoa, Chordata, Actinopteri, Gadiformes, Gadidae.
AUGACCCAGAGCCAGGCUGUAUCGGGGCGGUCCGUUCCGCUCUCAGACCCGCCCACGCACGCAGGUCUCAUGCACGACUCCGGCCCGAGCUCCUCGCGCUGUCUGAUUUACCACUGCGCCUCCGUGUCGGGUUCUGUCCGCGCACUGCGCAGCCUGGCCUGCAGCCGGGAAGACACGCCCCCCAGCCGGGAGGGAACGCCUCCAAGCCGGGAGGAUACGCCCCCCUCUCCCCUGCUGCCUUCUCAUUGGCUGCAAACCCAGGACCUGCUGAUCCUCUACGAGCCCGAGGCCGCGCAGUGGGCCUCCUACCUCCACUCCGUCUUCACCGACCAGCUGCCCCACGACGCCAUCCGCCUCUUCGACAUCGCCACGGUGACCGCCGGCCAGCUCCACGACCCCCUGGCGCUUGCCCGGUACCGCUGCAAGCUGCUGGUCCUGACCCCCGCCCUGGUGGAGCAGGUACAGCAGGACGGUGGCGGCGGGGGGCGCCCGUGCCGCGUGCGGCGCUUCUUCCUGUGCCGCGUCCUGACGCCGGCGGCCAGCGUGGUGGUGCUGCUGUGCGGGCUGGAGGGCCUGGCCCCCCUGCUGGGCCUGGUGCCCCUGCAGGCCGACCGCUGCCUGGUGGUGUCCACGGAGCAGGGCCCCGAGGAGUACCUGGACGCCGUCGUCAGGGUGGUGUGGGGGGAGGCGGGGAGGAGGGGCUCGCGGGGGCCCGCCCCCGACGGACAGGCGGGGGAGGGGACCAAUGACGCGCCGAGCGUUGUAACCACGCCCCCCAGGCCCGAGACCGGGGUCACAGGUUCCGCGCGGGACCCCGGACCCCCCCACGGCCUUCGGGUGGUCCCGCUCAGAGUUCCCUGUGGGGUACUUUACUGUAUGUCGCUUUGGAUAAAAGAAUGUAAAUGUAGUGUUAAGGUAAACGUAAAUGUGAGGUCUCCGGGGGCCAGAGAGCUGUUGCCUCCUCCAGCCCCCGUGCGCUGCCCAGGUGGUACAGAGUGUUUGUCUGCGCAGGGCUCCGGGGAGAUGUUUGUUCUGCUCAGAGAUAAGGCGGCGGCGGCGGCGGCGGCGGCGGGCGGCGGCGACGUGGAGCUGGAGUUCACCCACCGCCACGGCCACAGCGUGAGAGUGAGGCCCGAGCGCUGGAACCAACACGUGCUGCUGGUCCAGCCCCCUCCAGACUUCCCCAGUGGGAGGGUGGCCGUGACACUGUACUGCGGUGCGUGUGCUGUGGACACCGCCCACGUCACGUACUACACCCCGCUGGACGACAUUGGCCAGCUGCUGACCCAGGCCGCCGACCCCGUGGACUUCAUGUGUCAGGCCCUGCGGGUGUCCUCCCUGGAGGAGCUGGAUCAGAAGCUGUCCUCUCUCGUGACGGAGGGGCUGCCCUCCGGGGGGCUACAGCAGCUGGGCCUGCUGUGCGAUGACACGCCCCUGGAAGGUAGGGGCUCCAGCUGGUGUUACUGUGGCCCCCAGCCCGGGGCCCUCCCCACGCUGCUCCACUUGGCGGCGCAGUACGGGCUGAGGGCCCUGUGUGGUCUGCUGCUGCAGGUCCCAGGGGCCCCGCAGGCCCUCGCCACCGCCAACCGCCACGGCCAGACCCCCGGGGCCCUCGCACGGAGCCACGGCCACGCGGAGCUCAGCCGCCUGCUGAGGGGGGCGCUGAUUAUACACUGUUUAAAGGGAAGGGGGGGAAGCCUGUCGACACCCCUUAACAUCACCUGGAGAAUGGGAUCAUGGAUCCACGUUGAUGCCGAUGAUCUCAUGCCAGCGGUUCCGUUUUUACCCAUCAUGCACCAGGGCGAGGGGCGCGCGGACGACGGCGUCUACGGACGGAUGAGCGCCGCAGUGUCUGCUAUCCCCCGCGACGACGAAGAAGACGAAGAGGAGGAGGAGGACGAAGAGGACCCCUACACCCUGGUGGGCACGGACGACUCGGAGUUCGACAACACCGCCCCCCCCGGCGUCGUCAUGCCGAUGGCGGCCCCAUUGGCCCACCGCGCUCCUGCGUCUACGCCCCGGCCCGACACCACCACCAGCGCCGCCGCCGGCUCCUCCUUCAUCGCCCAAGUUUUCAAGAACAAGACCUACAAAGGAAAUGCUGACCUGUCGAAUUACCCCCUUGAGGGACAAGGCCAUAAGGCCAGCCUGGGGCCCCCGGGCUACGAUGCCUUCGUCCUGGGGUCGGAGGGGCUCCUGGGGGCCCCGGGGUCGGCGGCGGGGGGGCUGGACGGGCCCCUGGGCCAGCUCCCCGGGCGCGUGAGACGGGGGUCCCUCACCGCGGAGCGGGCCCUGGAGAUGACCCGGGAGUGGCAGCGGCUGCACUGCACCGGGCUGGACCUCCAGCAGCUGGAGAGGCUGAACCGUCUGCGGGCCAACGUCAUCAGCUGCCGGCCGGACGGAGACAGAGAGAACAUCUACGAUACAUUAAACGCCGUCCAGCCCACCAAGCUUGCCAGUGCAGGCCAUAAAGACAGCCAGCCAGGAGAGUUCUACAGCCAGCCCCACAAAGGACCCCAUUCAAACCCCGUCUGGAGGGCGGAGAAGCGCUGAAGGUGAAGAAGUGGUGAAGGGGAGCGCUGACGGAGCACGUCGGUGAACGUUCGUUUGGGAUCUCUGUUUGAGACUCGAGUUUUAUUUGAUAAAUUAUUCUUUUAUUGAAUGGGUUUUAUUUUUACAGGUAAAGCUGAAGAACUCCCCUGUUUAGCCUGUUCUUCAAUUCCGUUGUGUUUGAAUUCCGUUGUGUGGUCAAUGAAAAUACUUUUUUUUUUUUUUUUUUUCAAAACAAACUUGAUUGUGCAUCUGUAGGCCUAGUGCCUUUCCUGUUCUCUAUCAAUACUUAAACUCACAUUUUUGACAUUCUUUAUUAUAAUAUUUUUAAAAUAUUAAAUUAUUGAAUAUAAAAGUUGUGUUGUUUUUUCUGAAUACACGAUAGCACAACUCGUUAACCGGUCUUCUUUAAAUGAUCAAAGGGAAUUAUAAAGCGUUGUGUAAAAUAGUUCACACGGA